AUGGAGGAGAUGCAACUGAGUCAACUCGCAGUAACACAUCUGCUUCAACACACAUUAAGAAGCUUUUGCAUUCAUGAAAACUCACAAUGGGUUUAUGCAGUUUUCUGGAGAAUCUUGCCAAGAAACUACCCUCCACCAAAGUGGGAUGGCCUAGCCGGAGCAUAUGAUAGGUCUAGAGGCAACAGAAGAAACUGGAUUUUGGUUUGGGAAGAUGGUUUCUGUAAUUUUGCAGCAUCAACAACAACCGAUGUUAGCACGAGAGAUUGUUCGGUUUAUGCUGAUCACGAAUACCCGCAAUAUCAAGGGCUUCAACCCGAGCUUUUCUUCAAGAUGUCCCAUGAAAUUUAUAACUACGGCGAAGGAUUAAUUGGAAAAGUAGCAGCAGAUCACAGUCAUAAGUGGAUUUUCAAAGAGCCAAAUGAUCAAGAAACCAAUUUCUUGUCUGCUUGGAGUAAUUCAGCUGAUUCACAUCCAAGGACAUGGGAAGCUCAGUUUCAGUCUGGUAUUAAGACCAUUGCUUUGAUUGCUGUUAGAGAAGGAGUCAUUCAGCUAGGAUCCAUUCACAAGGUGAUUGAGGAUUUAAGCUAUGUGGUGCUACUAAGAAAGAAGUUCAGUUACAUAGAAAGCAUUCCAGGGGUACUCUUGCCACACCCAUCUUCCUCAGCGUACCCAUUUAAAGCAGAAGGGUACAACACCUCUGAAGCAUGGCAUUUUCAGAAUGGCAAUUUAUCGAUGGUGCCGCCACCGGAAUAUUGUCACCGCUACAAUUACGAUCACCAACCAUUGAACAUAACUCCAUCAAUGAGCAGCCUUGAAGCUCUCCUUUCAAAACUCCCAUCAGUCGUGCCGGUUUCUUCAUCACCGCCACCGGUUCCACCAUUUUGCGAGGCAGCACCGCCACAGUAUGUGGUGGCAGGGAGUAGGCCGAUGGAGUUUUGGGGGGUGGAGGCAAAGGAGGAGGUUGAGGAAGAAGAUGUGAAGGAGGGUGGAGAGUGUAGCAGUUCAAUGUCUUCUUAUAAUAACCAUGAACAUUUAGGUUAUCAACAUGAUUUGAAUGUAAGCAAUUGCAUGCCCAAUAAUGGGUAUUGAUGAGUAAUUAAGUUGAUAAUUAGGGGUUGAUUGAUAUAUUGGUAGA
Cynara cardunculus var. scolymus (artichoke) is the source of this 1135-nucleotide messenger RNA. RefSeq names its product protein RICE SALT SENSITIVE 3. Lineage: Eukaryota; Viridiplantae; Streptophyta; Magnoliopsida; Asterales; Asteraceae. The coding region runs from base 1 to 1089 and encodes 362 amino acids. The transcript is spliced from 7 exons. The record is from RefSeq and is a predicted model, not a curated record.